AAGUAUGGCCGGGGACAACGAGCUUCUUAAUAGGGACCGCGGCGAGAAUUCAACCGUUAUUCGGCAACCUUUUCUCAUCGGUGUCUCCGGCGGCACUGCUAGUGGAAAGUCGUCUGUAUGUGAGAAGAUCAUGGAGCUGCUGGGACAGAACAAGAUCGACCACCACCAGCGUCAGGUGGCCAUCCUCAGCCAGGACAGUUUCUACAAAGUGCUGACUCCAGAGCAGAAAGCCAAGGCGCUGAAGGGUCAGUUCAACUUUGAUCAUCCAGAUGCCUUUGACAAUGAGCUCAUCCGACAAACACUCCGAGAGAUCCUGCAAGGGGAAACUGUUCAUAUCCCGGUUUAUGACUUUGUCACUCAUUCCAGGAAAGAGGAGUUUGUUACGGUGUAUCCAGCUGACGUGGUGCUGGUUGAGGGGAUCCUCAUGUUCUACUCUCAGGAAAUCAGGGAUCUGUUCCAGCUGAAGCUGUUUGUUGACACGGAUCCAGACACACGGCUCUCACGUCGAGUUCUAAGGGACAUCAAUGAGCGAGGUAGAGAUUUGGACCAGGUCCUGAGUCAGUACAUCACAUUUGUAAAACCAGCUUUUGAGGAGUUUUGUUUACCGACGAAGAAGUAUGCAGACGUGAUCAUUCCACGAGGAGCAGAUAAUCUCGUUGCCAUCAACUUGAUAGUACAGCACAUCCAAGACAUUCUGAACGGUGGACCCAGCAAGCGUCACAACGGCUGCACAAACGGACUCAGCACUCCGAGGCAGCGGCAAACGUCGGAGUCGAGCAGCCGCCCCCACUGACCUCAUCUCACACCUCUCAACGGAGCAGAGAGGUGUCCUGCUGUAAAUAAGGCCACCUGGCAUCACUAUUUAAGAGAAGACAUGAACGAGUCAUUGAAAUGCCUCGUGUUAUGACUGUUCUUGAUCAGUUUAAUUGUAUUUGUAAAUGUGGAUUUGAAUUUCUGUUUGGAGGACAAAGCUCUUAUUUAAGGCCCAUGGGUUAAAACUGAUCCCACAUUUUCCUCCUUAAUAUUUAAUGUUUCCUGCUGCUCCAUGGCACCUCUUGCCAAAAAUAAAGAGAAAACAAUUUUAUUGUUUGAUAAAACUUGAACUCCUCAUGCCUGGAGCGUUUCACACGUGUUUGAAGGCUUGAAAACAUCAGGGAUGCAAACUAAGACUACACUGUACGGACAAUCUUGUGUUUCUGUUCUCGGUGUUUGUCUUUAAUCAGUGAAACUUGUGUCAGUACUGUUUGUCACAUGAAGAUGCACAUCAGCUAAGGCCAACACCAGGUUUCCUCAGCUGCUUCCCAGAAAUAAUGAUUUGGAUUUAUUUUAUUAUUAUUUUUGGAUUAAACACCUCUUUAUCCACCGUCUCAGAAAGGCUGGAAAUUUUUGAUAUAUUCAUGUUUGUAUUUUCUAAAACAAACCUAAGAAAAAUACUCUUACUGUACCUCUAAAUUGAGAUGCUAGCCAAACUAACUGAUCCAGUAUCGCAUAUUUAAACUCAGGUGAUCUGAAAUGUGAUGGGAGGGUGUUCAUUGCCACAGC
This is a messenger RNA of Nematolebias whitei (Rio pearlfish), 1542 nucleotides long. RefSeq names its product uridine-cytidine kinase 2b (gene uck2b). Bases 5 to 793 code for a protein of 262 amino acids. NCBI's taxonomy places the organism in Eukaryota, Metazoa, Chordata, Actinopteri, Cyprinodontiformes, Rivulidae. The transcript is spliced from 7 exons. Gene Ontology annotation, cellular component: cytosol; cytoplasm. Gene Ontology annotation, molecular function: ATP binding; kinase activity. The record is from RefSeq and is a predicted model, not a curated record.